AUGGCCCCUUCUGGCUCGACAGGUCGCACGACAGCCGCCUCACGACGCGCCUCGCAGCGCGCCCAACCCGACACGCCGUCGUCCGACCCCGCGCGUCCUCCAAGACGAACAGCCGUCGCCAACUCGCCCUACGCCAGCAAGGAGGGGUCAGGGAAGGGCAAAGACAAGGCACAGAGUCCGUUAAAGGGCAAGGACAAGCGCACGAGCAAGCCUGCGCUGCCGGUCAAGCGUGUGAAGAAGGACCGCGGCGCGGGGAAGAAGCAGGCGGCGAGCGACGACGAGGGCGAGGCGGCGGACGGAGAGGGUCAGGCUGUGUGUGCCGAGUGUCAGAAAACUGGCAAGGACGCGACCUGGGUCGAAUGCGACAGAUGCGAGAAGCGGUACCACCGGUCCUGCCUCUCGUCGGAUCCCGCAGAAGACGCCGCGAAGAUUGGCAAGUGGCUCUGCUCGACCUGCUCCGCGACGUCUCCGGUCUCGCCAACUUCCCCUCCCUCCGAACCAGCUCCGGCUACGAACUGCUCGACGAAGAACGACUCGACCGACACGCGCGUCUCCUCGCCCUUGUCUUCCGUCAAUUCUUCGCCCGGCCCUGAACCGAAAGCUCAGCUCGAAGUCGCGCCCCCGCCUGCCCCCGUCGCCGAAUCGAGCACAACCGCACCUGCGCUGCCUCCAGCACCAGUCGAGCCUGCGGAUCUCACCGAACCCGCUCAGCCCAUCGCCUCGACCUCCUCACUCCUCGCUCUCGCUUCUCCCCUUUCUUCCCAACCAGCCCUGCGCAAGUCCUCCCGCACAACCCGCGCAAAAGGCAUCGACUACGCCAAUCUGGACCAACAUCUUCCCGCGUCUGUCGAUCGGUGGAUCAGCACGAUCUCUGCGCGUGAAGCGAGCGGCGGGAUCGUUGAUGGAUUCACUGAGGGAGGGUUCAGGAAGUUUGGUGAUGGAAGGGAAUUGGGUGCGAGGGAGGUCGAGGAGUGGAUUUAUGGGAUUGGAGAGGGUCCUAACGGGGGCCUGGGGAAGAGAGGAGAGGGCAUGACGGAACCAUUUGUGGUCGAGAGGCCGGAGGGAUUGGGGAUGGAGAUGCCGCCGCCUAGUACGACGGUGAAAGACGUGGCUGAGCUCGUCGGCCCUUCGACUCCCCUCGAAGUCAUCGACUGCGCCUCCCAAUCCUCGCUCUCUAACUGGACACUUGGACAAUGGGCGACGUACUACGAGGACCCGCAACGCGACAAGAUCCGAAACGUCAUCAGCCUUGAGGUUAGCGAGAGUCAGUUGGGAAGGAUGGUCAAGGCGCCUGAGCUUGUUAGGAAACUCGACUGGGUCGACAAUGUGUGGCCGGACGACAUGAAGAUUCCGGGGCAGUAUCCGCGAGUUCAGAAGUACUGCUUGAUGAGCGUCGAGCGCUGCUGGACCGACUGGCACGUCGACUUCGCCGGCUCGUCCGUCUUCUACCACGUUCUGCGCGGCGGCAAGACCUUCUUCUUCAUCCGCCCGACACCCGCCAACCUCGCCGCAUACGAGAAGUGGUCCGGCUCGAGCGAGCAGCAGGAACAGACUUGGCUUGGGGAUAUGGUUGACAAGGUGUAUCGUGUUGAUUUGAAGGAGGGGAACACGGCGUUUAUCCCGACGGGUUGGAUCCAUGCGGUGUACACGCCGGCCGACUCGCUGGUCAUCGGCGGCAACUUUGUCCACUCGCUCAACAUCUCGACGCAACUCGAGGUGUACCGCAUCGAGAUCGCCACUCGCGUUCCGCGCAAGUUCCGCUUCCCCUUCUUCGUCAAACUCCUCUGGCUUGUCGCUCUCCACUACUACACCCUCCUCUCGUCCCCUCCAAGCCCUCUGCCCGCCGACUUGCGCUCCCCUCGCGUCCUCGCCGGCUUGAAGGACCUCUCGUCAUUCCUCAUCGAGCAGACGACCCGCUUCGCGAAAGGUGCCAACGUCUCGAACGAGCGGCGCAAGAUUGCGAGGGAGAACGUCCCGUGGAACAAGGUACCCGACCCGGUCACGCUCAGCCGUGAGUUCAGGAAGGCGGUUCUCAAGGCCCGGGGCGAGCCGCUUGACGAAGAGUGCUUCCUCCCGCACGUCGCGCACAUUGACGAGCCCGCGGCGAACGGAGCAGGAGCGAAGCGCAAGGCCGAGUCGCUUGAGCCGGAUGCGCAGGCUGCGCUCGCAGCCAAGGCAAAGGUGCGGCGCACGUCGAACGGUGUCGGGCCGCCGUACGGGCCGGCGAACGGAGCGGGAGCAGACGGCGAGAUCAUCGGGCGCCAGACGAUUCCCGUCGUCAGCGUCUCGAGGCGGGAGGAGCGGAUCGACCCGCGUGGGUCGGCGAAGAAGGGCGCGAUGGUGGCCGACAUCAAGGAGAGUCGGAGCACGCAGAGUGUUGUCAGGCGGUGGGAGCAUGACCCGCUCGAUCCGAACGGGAAGAGCGGACCGGUCGUCGAGACGCGGACGGUCAUCACCAUCGUUGAGCGGGUCAAGUUCCCUGCGGCCAGCUCGCGAGCGUACCAGCCGUACGCUCCCUCGUCGAACUCGGCAUCGUACCAGUCGAACGGCAUCGGCCCUCCCGCUCCGCCCUCGAUCACCGCCGUGCCCGGUUCAGCCGCCGCCAUGACCCACCAUCCCGCGAACUUGCAGACGCAGAACGCCGCUCCCUACUCGCCUUACGGCUGGCCUUACCAUUACACUCUCACCGACUCGAACGGCUACGCGCUUGGUACAGCUCCGCCUCCGCAGUAUCAGUACUCGUCCGCUCAGCCGCAUCACUACGCCAGCCAACCUCAGCAAUCGAGCUGGAACCUCCCGUCGUACGGAUCGGCGACGCUCCCGCCUCCUCCACCUCAGCAACCAACCUACCAGUCGCACCCCGGAUCGCAGUCUAGUCUUCCGCCGCUUCCCGCUCUCCCUUCUUCCUCGAUGCCGCCUCCUCCGCUUCCUCAGCCCAAGGCGCCUCAGAGCGCCGCAUCCUCCGCCUCGACGCUUCCGCCUCCGCCAUUCUAG
Molecule: messenger RNA, 2994 nt
Organism: Rhodotorula toruloides NP11
Lineage: Eukaryota; Fungi; Basidiomycota; Microbotryomycetes; Sporidiobolales; Sporidiobolaceae
Product: PHD finger protein 8
Exons: 9
Coding region: 1-2994 (997 amino acids)
Biological process (GO): protein demethylation; regulation of transcription by RNA polymerase II
Molecular function (GO): transcription coregulator activity; histone demethylase activity
Source: RefSeq, a predicted model, not a curated record